This is a messenger RNA of Aegilops tauschii subsp. strangulata, 1261 nucleotides long. Its product is annotated as F-box protein PP2-B10. The record is from RefSeq and is a predicted model, not a curated record. NCBI's taxonomy places the organism in Eukaryota, Viridiplantae, Streptophyta, Magnoliopsida, Poales, Poaceae. Gene Ontology annotation, molecular function: protein binding.
AACGCCGUCCACCUUUUCGCCGUCGCCGCCGUCACUCUCUUGACUGACCGGGUCCCGCGUCGCCAUUAUAAGCCGUACGGUCGAUAUGUACAGCCAGGUCCUGCCCACAACGCAACGCCAGCAUACAACAUACAUAGGGGCUUUGAUCUCUGCCCCGCCCCGCCCCGCUGCUUUCUCCACUCCAAAUUUCCAAUAUUCAGGAAGGUAGGUAGUAGCUGCUAGAUACGAUGGGCAGCCGCGCGGGUGGCACGGAAACGGCGGAGGAGAGGACGCGGGUGUGCGACCUCCCGGAGGCGUGCGUGGCGCACGUGAUCGCGCUCACCUCCCCGCGGGACGCCUGCCGCUGCGCCGCUGUCUCGCCCUGCUUCCGCGACGCCGCCGGCUCCGACGUCGUCUGGGCGCGUUUCCUCCCGCCGGACUACCUCCAGCUGCACCAGGCGCCGGCCCGGCGAUUCCCGCUCUCGCGCUCCGCCUCCACGGCCUCGGCGGCGGCGUCGGCGUCGUCCACCAAGAAGGAGGCCUACCUCGGGCUCACCGACGCGGCCCUGCUGGUGGACGGCGGCGGCAUGGCGGUGUGGCUGGCCAAGGAGAGCGGCGCCAAGUGCGUGGCGAUCUCGGCGAGGAGGCUCAGCCUGCCGUGGGAGGACGGCGAGUUCAGCUGGAGGUGGACGCCCCACCCGCUCUCCAGGUUCGCGGACGUGGCCCAGCUGGUGGACUGCACGUGCCUCGACAUCUACGGCCGGCUCCCCACCGCCGCGCUCACGCCGGCCACCGCCUACGCGGCGUACCUCGUCUUCGCCACCGAAGACGCCCACCGCGGCCUGAGCUUCCCAGACCAGGAGACCACCGUGAGCGUGGGCGGUAGCGCUCCGUCGCGCCAUGCCGUGUGCCUCCGCCCCGACCCCACCGAUGCGCGCAGGUUUAGAGACGACAAAGUUAUGGACGGCGUCCACGUAAGGGGCCCGGUGCUGCGCGGCGAUGGGUGGUGGGAGGUGGAGAUGGGGCUGUUGCGCACCCGCGACGAGGCAGCGGCGGGGGAGGAGGUGGCAGUGAGCUUCGAGAUAUUGGGGUGGUACCCCAAGCGUGGGCUCAUCGUGGAAGGCAUCGAGUUCAGGCCCAUAUGAUCGAUCCUAGCUAGAGACCUCAACUUAUGUUUGUACACUGAAUAUCGGUUCAUCUCGUCGAUGAGCGAGCGCAUGCAUGUGCGUCUUGAAGGAAAUAUGCCCUAGAGGCAAUAAUAAAGUUAUUAUUUAUUUCCUUA